Messenger RNA from Marmota monax (woodchuck), 1553 nucleotides. It is a transcript of the gene F10, whose product is annotated as coagulation factor X. NCBI's taxonomy places the organism in Eukaryota, Metazoa, Chordata, Mammalia, Rodentia, Sciuridae. The coding region runs from base 88 to 1539 and encodes 483 amino acids. Gene Ontology annotation, molecular function: calcium ion binding; serine-type endopeptidase activity. Gene Ontology annotation, biological process: blood coagulation; proteolysis. Gene Ontology annotation, cellular component: extracellular region. The transcript is spliced from 8 exons. The record is from RefSeq and is a predicted model, not a curated record.
GGACAAUAGCCACCUGGGGCCAGGCUGAAUGAACCUUGACCCGGCACCCAUCACAGCAGGGACGAAGCCACUGUCUUUGGCCACACCAUGGGGAGCCUGCUGCACCUCGGCCUGCUCAGCGCCAUCCUGGCCAGCCUCCUGGUGCCUGGGAGAAGCGUGUUCAUUAACCGGGAACAAGCCAACAACGUCCUGGUGAGGACCCGGAGAGCAAAUUCACUUUUUGAAGAGAUGAAGAAAGGAAACCUCGAAAGAGAGUGUUUGGAAGAGACUUGCUCUUAUGAAGAAGCUCGCGAAGUCUUCGAGGACUACGACCUGACGAAUGAAUUCUGGAACAAAUACAAAGAUGGUGACCAGUGUGAUAGCAAUCCUUGCCAGAAUCAGGGAAUGUGUAAAGAUGGGCUCGGAGAGUACUCCUGCUCCUGCCUGGAAGGAUUCGAAGGCAAAAACUGCGAAUUCUUCGCACGGAAACUCUGCAGCCUGGACAACGGGGACUGCGACCAGUUUUGCCAGGAAAAGCAGAACUCAGUGGUGUGCUCCUGCGCCAGUGGGUACACCCUCGGUGACGACGGCAAGUCCUGCAUCUCCACAGACCUCUUCCCCUGUGGGAAGCUCACUCUGGGUCGCAGGAAGCGGUCAGCGGACCCAGCUGCCAACAGCAGCGAGGCUAUGCCCAGGACCAGCACGCCGGCCUGGAGCGGCCUGGACAGCCUGCCUCCCACCCAGGACCCCUCCAACUUGCUCAACCUCAACCAGACCUACCAGAAGGACAGCAGGAACCUCAUUCGGAUUGUGGGCGGCCGGGACUGUGAAGAGGGGGAGUGUCCCUGGCAGGCUCUCCUCAUCGACGAGGAAAACGAGGGGUUCUGUGGGGGCACCAUCCUGAGCCCGUUCCACGUCCUCACCGCAGCCCACUGUCUGCACCAAGCCAAGAGAUUCAAGGUGAGGGUAGGGGACCGGAACACGGAGAAGGAGGAGGGCAAUGAGAUGGUCCAUGAGGUGGAGGUGGUGGUCAAGCACAACAAGUUCGUGAGGGAGACCUACGACUUUGACAUCGCCGUCCUCAGGCUGAAGACGCCCAUCACCUUCCGCAUGAACGUGGCCCCUGCCUGCCUGCCCCAGAAGGACUGGGCAGAGGCCACACUGAUGACACAGAAGACGGGCAUCGUGAGCGGGUUUGGGCGCACCCACGAGAAGGGCCGGCCGUCCAGCACUCUCAAGAUGCUGGAGGUACCCUACGUGGACCGCAACACUUGCAAGCUGUCCAGCAGCUUCACCAUCACCCAGAACAUGUUCUGCGCUGGCUACGACGCCAAGCUGGAGGACGCCUGCCAGGGGGACAGCGGUGGCCCCCAUGUCACCCGGUUCAAGGACACCUACUUUGUGACGGGCAUUGUCAGCUGGGGAGAAGGGUGCGCAAGGAAAGGGAAGUAUGGGGUCUACACCAAAGUCACUGCCUUCCUCAAGUGGAUCGACAAGUCCAUGCGGGCCAAGGGGUCGCCUGCGGCAGAGACCCCGGGCUCGGCCUCUCCUCCCCAUUAAAGCUCUGGAGGUUU